AUGUGUGAAAUUCCAAAAUUAUUUCAAUCCAAUUAUUUAUUAUUUACAUCUCAUGAUUCUCAACAAGAAAUCAAAGAUUCUUUGGAAUUAUUAUCUCAAUAUACGCAAUCUUUAUUAAAUAAAAAUGCUGAUUCACAAGAUUCUCUUGCACAGUUCAUGCAACAAGAUUUGCCUAUGCUUAAUGUGUUAGCUGUAGAUUCUACAGAAAAUAAUGAUAAUAUAACCGAAAUAGAUCAACAACAAAAUAGAAAUUUUGAAAAUGAAGAAAAAUAUGAAAUCGUUUCUGAUUUGGAACUUCAUAGUUGGAAACAGCUUGAUCAUUAUAUCAGUGUGCAUGCAAAACAAAAUGGCUUUGUAGCUAUAAUUACUGAAUUAAAGUUUGAUGCUAUUACUCGUAGAAGGUGUCGAUACACAUGUGAACAUCAGGGCAAAAGCAAUUCAAAAAAGACAGCUAUUUUAGAGCAGCAAAAGCAAUCACAUACAAAAUGUUUAGGAUGCAAAUGGAUCGUUAAUAUCACCUGUCCAAAAACUACUGGAAAAAUCAAAAUUAACUCUUGUCAUCUUGAACAUAAUUAUGAGAUUCAUCUUGAUACUAUUAUUUUUGCUCCUCAUUAUCGACAAUUUUCUAAAGAAGUAAACCAGGAUAUUGAAUACUAUACUUCUAAGGGCUUAAAUAUGAGAAUGCAACAUUCUCUUCUUGAAGAUAAAUAUCUUGAUACUCUUUUUUUACUACAAGCUUUGUCUCUUACGAUUCAAUCAUUCAAGCAACAUAGUAAAGUUGUUAAUGAGGCUUCUACUCUUCUAGAAAUGCUUUUAAAUAAGAAAGCACAGGAUCAAAAUUGG
Messenger RNA from Dentiscutata erythropus, 843 nucleotides. Lineage: Eukaryota; Fungi; Glomeromycota; Glomeromycetes; Diversisporales; Gigasporaceae. The record is from the annotation of a GenBank genome assembly.